This is a messenger RNA of Chilo suppressalis (striped riceborer), 16424 nucleotides long. The record is from the annotation of a GenBank genome assembly. NCBI's taxonomy places the organism in Eukaryota, Metazoa, Arthropoda, Insecta, Lepidoptera, Crambidae.
UGCUAUAUCAGAGCUAAGUUAAACAAUUCAAUAUAAAAAGUCGGUAAUUUCAAAUGAGUAAGAGCAAAACUGUACAGGUUCUACGUCCGCUUGCAAGCAGGUUAGUUCUAUAGGGUAUCGGAUACCGUUGCAUACACAUUGUUAAAAGACUGAGUUGUUAUAGUGUCCGAUAGUCACGCACACAGUUACACUUAGCUCGGCGCCUGCGCAGCUCUACCUGUGCGCAAGAGUCACAUUCCGUCGCCCACCUCUGCAACCGGCCGCGCAGCCGCGAAGCCUUUGCCAUUCCAGUUUUUGAUUUUAGAAAGUUUACUUGUGUGUGUUUUAGGUAGAUAUUUGGACUGUUCGGACUAUUGGUGAAUAAUGGAAUCCUAUCUAUAAGGGCGAACAUGUGGCGACUGGCGUGUCUACUCGCAUUUGCGGGUGCAGUGGCCGCUCAGCUGACACUCCACGUGAAGUGCGGCCAGCUGACCUGCCAGCUCGACGAGUACUGCUCCCCGGAGACGAACCGGUGCGCCUCCUGCAGCAGCGUGUGCAAUCAAUCCGACCACAACUAUGACUCCGGGCUUUGUCUCAAACAGUGCCAAGGAUAUUUGCUGCGUAAAGUCGGCGAGUCGUCACCAGUAAACGGCAGUGUGCAGCGAGAAGCCAAGAUAGCGCUGAUUCUAAGCAGCGUAGCGCUGGCCAUCUUACUGCUGGUGAUCGUUAUCUGGUGUAAAGAAAGAUUCUCCUGGAAUUACAUCAAGCAGAAGCUGCUGCGGGCUAAGGCCCGCAAUAAGAAUCGAGUUACGACAUAUCCCGGGGACAUCAUGCACCAAAAUCCUCACGCGGAAAUGCCCAAACCGAAACCCGACUUGAAACUGGAGAUCAGGAACCCUGAGCCGAAACGAAUCCCACAGCCCCUUAACCCGAGGGACUUGGAUACUCGCACUUCCCAAGCGGAGAAGAGCCAAGCAGCAACGACUCCGAAAACCAUCAGUACAGCCUUGAGCAAUCGACACCCGGCUGAAGAUACGACACUAGAUUUUUCUUAUGAUAACGUGGCAAUGAACGAGACUCCACCGGAGCAUGUUGGCUUACCGACCAAUCGUUUUUGAGAACAUGUUUUUUCUUCAGCGCAAAACGUAAGGCAAAUACCACACUAUUAUAUAAAAUAGGUGCGUUGUUUAUAGCGUGAUGAACUACAGUAGGUUAUAAUACAUGUAUUCUUUAAAAGUAGUCAUUAUAAAAGUAUCUAGGCAUCUUAGAACCAAGAGUGGUUGAUUGUAGUGCCUCAGUCCAAAUGUAUCUGCAUGUAAGUAUUUAACAAUACACGUCCUGUAUUUUGAAAUGUCAAAAAUAAUGAGUGAAUCUGUUACAUUCUGUUACAUAGAAUACAAAGAUCUUGUUAUCUACCUACUUACUUUGUAUUGUAAUUGGAAAAAUCGAAAUAAUUUGUAGAAGAGAACAAUAGAUACACAGGAAACCAGGUUUUCCAUUUUCAGUCAGGUUUGGUGCGGUAAUUAACCAAUUAAUAUACAAUGACAAAAGCACUUAAAAAUAUUUUAAGACACAAUUCUGUUUAUUUAAACUUUAUAGUAAUUGACUUAAGAAUGUGAUGGUGGUAUCGUUAAAACAUUCUAUUCUCUGUUAUAUUACACUGUUUACUUGUUUGUCUGAAAAUUAUCGAAGUUAAGCACAACAACCUUUUCUAUUGGAUGAGAUUAUCACUUGACAUCACAAUUUUAUUUAAAUCCUCUCAGAGGUCAAUAAUAAGUGGAGGUUAGUUAUAUUUAUACGAUUUCUAUUAAGCUAUUCACGAGCAUGACGGAUAGGUCUAAAAUAGCGAGAUUUCAGAUGUUUCAUAAAAAUGACACUAUUUUAGAAAACUUGCUUCUGUUUAUCUAUACUUAUAAUAAAUCUGUAGAGAGGCCAAUUCUGUACAUGAAAUAUAUUUUCAAAAUAACUAUCAGGGGGUGCUUAGUGAUCGAUACUGAUGCCAAAAAUGCAAUCAGUAAAAUUUUUGUCUGUCUGUCUGUCUGUGUGUAUGUUCCUUAUAGAAACAAAAACUACUAGACGGAUUUUAACGAAACUUGGUACAAUUGUUCUUCAUACUCCUGGGCAGGUUAUAGUAUACUUUUCAUCACGCUACAAUCAAUAGGAGCAGAGUAGUGAAGGGAAAUGUUGGGAAAACGGGAGAAGUUACUCCACUUUUUAAGCUUCCGUCGCGUGUGCAGCCUUAAUGAUUAAAGUUACAUAGAAAUCAUGUAUGACAGAAAUAUUCUACAUAAAAUUGUCUAAAAAAUAUCCCGCAACAGCAUAUGUCUAUCUUUUAUGGUUGACUCACAAUAACACGUGUAACUCCUGAUAGCUUAGCAGUUCGGAGCAUUCUGAUUAUAUUUGUUUACUCUUCCGUUUAUAAUACUCUCACUCAUCCCUAAUUUAAAAAGUUAACAUUAUUACCUAUUCAAUAAAAAGAGAAUCAUAGAAAUCGGUAGAGAAACACCAAACUUAUACAUGAAAUAAGCCAUCGCGCCGUCGCACGUGAAUACUGAAUCAUGCUAUAAGGAUUAUUUUUGUGUAACGGUUGCCGCGCUCGACACGGGUCGCGGCGGCGGUAGGGUAUAAAAAGGCGGGAGGUCCGAAAGCGAGCUUGGGAGGAAACAAAAAAAAAGAAAGCGAGCUUCAUUCAAUAUUUGGCUGUUGAUGCGUUCAGAGCGUUCGACCUUAUUGACAGACAAUAAUUGAUAUUAAGAAACCGCGCUUAUCUUAGAAUAAAAACCAAACAUUUGUAAACAAAAUUAGCAAAUAAAUCAUGUAAAACGUGUACAAAAUGAGUACUGGAAAACGGAAAUAUGAGAAUUUUAGAUUGAUUAUAAAUACAGGUAGUAAAAAUGACCGUUUUUAUCUAUAUAUGUAUAUAAAAGUCAAAGGUGACUGACUGACAUAGUGAUUUAUCAACGCACAGCCCAAACCACUGGACGGAUCGGACUGAAAUUUGGCAUGCAGGUAGAUGUUAUGACGUAGGCAUCCGCUAAGAAAGGAUUUUGAUCAAUUCUACCCCCAAGGGGAUAAAAUAGGGAAUGAAAGUUUGUAUGAAACUUUGUCAAUUUUAAACCGAUCGGGCUGAGACUGCAUGCAGAUAUAAGAAUAAUCAUAGAUUAAUGUCAUUGUGUAUAAUACAAGCCUGAGAACAAAAACUGUAGUCUACACUUCAGCUCUACACCGAAGAGAAGUGCGGGCGGACCGCUAGUCUCAUAAUAUAACAAAAAAAUACUUUUUUUGAAAUUUUAUGUGCAUACCGAAUUACAUAGUAAUUUUUUUGGGAUUACCCAAAACGGCGUCGUACUGAAUAACUUAGCAUCUUUGACUCUUUAUCAUGCAAAUAUUCAUAGCUUGUGCCAAUCAAGGUUGGUAGGAGCAGUGUUAGUUCAAACUUGUCUUCUCUAUCCAAAAGCCUUGGACGUUACGACAGGUUUGAGGCUUUGCUUUUGUUCAAUUCGAUAGCCCGAAGCAGGUCUAAAUGAAGGCUUUCCAGCAUAAUGGGCCGUCACAGACUAGUUGGAAUAUAACCUGUCAGUUCGACAACAUCACUGAAACGGUUUCCAUGUAAAUUGAAUAUCAUGUUCGACAUGGAUCAUUAUAAAAAUUUCGCUGUCAACCCUAAUUUUGUUUCGUUAAAAAUCAUUUAAGAAAUCGUGGAGUUAAUAGAUUUAGCUUUGAACAUUAAGGAUCGUAAAUUAUAAAGGUUGACUACUUAUAAGCCGUUAAAAAAUAAAUACUUGGUACUUAUGGUACUUAAAAGUUUUUUAUAUAAUUUGUUACGAGAUUCUGUUGUUUUGGAAUAUGUACUUAUUAUUACAUGCGUCAUAUAGACUUCGACAAUAAUAAUAACUUGAUUUCAAUAAUGCACUAUUGUAUAAAGCAAACAUUCACGCCUUUAGAGUUUUUGUCACUUGAAAUAAAUAUUGAAGAUGAAAAAUAUCUGAAACUUCUCAUAGCAUCUAAUGAGAAUCGGCACUCAGUCUGUUAGGGAGAUAAUGCUAUGCUCGUAACAUCUGUAAUGACGAAAUAGUAUAGCAACAAAUGGCGAACAUACUGAGAGCGAACUUUGAAAGUUAACGAAGGCAUCGUGAUUGCCUUCGUUGCUUUACUUCAGGAACGGAACGAAGAAUACGUAACGAGUGUAAGAUACGUAUCUUCGUUAACUAUUAAAUUUCAACUUGCGUAUAGGUAUCUACGAAAAGGGCACAAUUGAACAAACCAAAUUGGUUGUUAAAAUAUCAAUGUCUAAAGCAGAAGUUUUAAACAUGUAUAAGUAGUGAACAUUUGAACUUAUACGGUCAGAUGGCAGAACUUACACGAAAUAUUACCUGCAUAAUAUCAUCUUGUUUACACGAAACAGACAUCUAUGAACUAACAAUUAAAUACGGCGCUCCUGUUGGAAAUGAGAAGGGUGUUGGGCAUAUUAUAGCGUCACGAUGGGAAAUAUACUACUACAGAGUGCGUAUACACAUUGCUAAGUCUUCAGGGGCUGUGUUUAAGUGACUUUGGACGAAAACGGUAACGGUUGCUGAUCUUUAUGCGUACCGUCUAUUCAACUGCGCAGUAAGCACUGUAAUAGCGGCCGUACAGAAUUCCAUUAAACAACGUUAAAAUAUUUUCUCUAUUAGAUGACGCGAACAAACAUAACAAACGGGCGGCCUCUAUAUUAUGCCGACUCGGUAUUCAUAGGAAACCGUAUACUGCCAAGCUACCUCAGGGCUACUUUAAUUGACAUCCACGUCAACUUUCUAAAGUUUCAGAGCAACUUCAAUAAAGUGUUUUCCCCGCAAAUGCAAAUUGACUUCUGAGCGUGUUAUUUAGACGAAGCCUCUAUUAGGAAAAUGGGACCACCUUAGAAGAAAACACAAUUGACAACUUAUUUAUAUCUCUCCUAUAAAUACAGAAAAUUAAUUUGGUAUUAUUUUAGUUGUAUAUUUAAAAAAGUAAAUGAGAGGUGAAGGUAUAUUAAUAAUACAAGGAUAACUGAGGCUAAGGUAACACUGUAGGUUUGAGACAAACAAUGACUAUGCAAAACAUCUGUACUACACGUUUAGCCACCAAGCUAGUAGCAUGGCUCUUAGCUUAGCACUAAGCGAAGCUCCAUUUGGAGUGGCCGUAGUCUUAUACAGAAAUAUUAGAAAAAUGAAUAUAAAAGUCUAGGUAUUUCUAAACAUAACAUUAUUAACCAAUGUAACAAUAUUUACACCUUAGUAUAUUAAAAUGGCCUCUUGGGACGAUUGGAACAGUUUAAUCCCAAGUAUAUUUGUCGGUAUUAUAAUUAGCUGGUUCAUUGUACAAUCUAUAUAUUGUUUUCCCUUUCUCCUUCAAUAAAAGCGUCAAUGUGAUAAUAACAUACCACUUUUUCAACGAAGCGAAGUUACUUAAUUCGGCCUCAGGUACUUUACCUUAUGAUAUGUUUAAUUAGGAAUUAAUACUUUUUUGAUAGUAAGUAGCUUUGAAAGUAUUAAAUUAAAUUAAAAUAUUGUUGUAAAACGAAUAUAAAAUAAGUAAUUCAUGUAUUUUGGGUUGUGAGCAGUUUUGUCUGACACAAUUGGUGGUUACACUAAUAAUAUCUAUAUGUAGAGUGCAAAAACUUUUGCAAUUUUUUGUCUUUAUGGUGUUAAAUCAAAAUUACCUUACUUUAACUAUUCUGUACGUUAUAGUUUUGAUGUGUAUAUAUUUCCAGCAAUUUAAAUAAACAAUCUGGUAUUCUUUACGAUACCUGGGCAAUGUACAGAAUGCCUAAAACGUCAAGGCAUUGAAAUAUUAUUCCUUUUAUACCUAUUCUUAUUGGAAUAUUUAUUUCUAAAUAUAGUCAUAUAGAUCUUAUUUAAUAGUUGCUUUUUAUUAAUGUAAAAUAUACUUUAUCUAGGUAUUGAUCUUACGGGAUUCGAUGCAAAUUGAUUGUUAUCUUCGAUUUGUAGAUUUGGUCGAGUUAGACUCGAUCUUUAUCUAAAUAUAUCUCACGGCGUGGCUGAGGUAGUGUUUUAUUUAGUGAAAUUGGGAUGUGUUUGUUUAAUAUGUUAUGUUUAUUGUUUGUGAACGUCACAUAUGUAGGAUGAUAUUGGCGAUCUGCUACUUUGACCGAUCAUACUUGUUGCUAAUAGAGAGUGUAACUCUUUGUUUCAAUCUACACGCCUAGAUACCGUAUUAACUGCACGGAAGUGCUCCAAAAAAUAUCUACUACAAAUGGUAGAUACGCAAACAUUAACUGCUUUCAAACUAUAUAACAUUAUAGUCAAGCACACAUUGCGCAUAAUAUGAGCCGUUUUCUUUGCGUCGUUUAUUUGGAUUGCUCUAUCUAAGCGUGUAUAUGACUAAAUACAUAGGCCUUUCUUAAACCUAAUAAUAGUAUUAGGUCUACUCUACACUUUAAAAUCAAGAUUCAAUGUACUGGGAACUUUGUAGUGUUCUGUCCUAUUCUGCGACAUAAGAAAAAUUGUAAGGAAAAAUAGGAUCGAUGAGGAUCCCGAUAGGGUCAAGCCGACAGUGUAACAAUGGGAACAGUGUAUAUUAUAUCCGGCCAUUUGACGUCUGGUGACAGCUGACUGAUAUAGCUUCUUAUGAAACUACUAAAACACGCCAAGACAAAACAUAGACAAAUAAUAACAAGGACGAGAUAUUCCUCAGGUUACACUGUGCCCCUGGUUACACUUGACCCUAUAUUAAAAGUCAACUUUAAACGACGUCGUAGUCUACGCUUUGUCUCGUUUGUGUUGUAUUCCUACAGUGAGAAAGGUUCCCAGAGUUUGGCAGAGCUGUCUCAUUCCAUUAUUAUCGCAAAGAAUGGGACAGAAUCGACCUAUGUCAAAACUUAAAACCAAAUUGACAUCUCAGAGUUGGUUAAUUUGUUAGGUGGGCUGGAAAAGUUUGCUGUAUAUAAUAUAAAAAAUGCAGGGUCCCUCGGUUGUUUUUUUGGUCUUAAGUGGCAGACCGUCAACUUCUGUUAGACUGUACUAACUUCGCUAUCUCAUAAUAUUAAAAUGUCUGUGCUUAUAAUACAUUCUUAAGUCUUUGUCUUUGUCCAAUGAUGUUAAUGUUUUUGUAAUUUUUAAUUUUAACGUCACUUGUUUUGUGCCGGACCGGUUAAGAUUUUCUUUCUUCCUAUUUCAUCGUUCUUAGUUUCCUUCGUUCUUUUGUAUUUAUUUAUUUUAUAACGUUGUAUUUAAUAUGCAGUUUAGAAGUAAUUGUACUACUAAGCAGUUUAAGCAGAAUAUUACUCUUAGACCAACUAGCACCAAAGUUCUUAAUUCAAGUUUAAAAGCUAAUCAGGUUUAAGUUACAUUCUAUAUUUUUUUGACUUUUAAUAAUUGACAAAGAUGGAAUGAUGUGCUAAACACGAUUAAGCCUUAACUCGAUUAAAGAACUUUCGUACAAGUGGAUCUUACAAUCACUUGUUAACCUGACGUAAAAACAAGGUUAAACAUUAUUCAAGCUGUCAUUGUCAAUUAGCUCAUUGAUCAAUACAAGUCUAUUUAAUUUAAAAUCUUGAUGACUCCAUUUCAUUCUCAGAUGAUUGAAGUCUGCUCCUUCCUCUACGCAGAAUAGGCAUUUGGAAUAUCUGGCUAUAUGGAGAUCUUGUUUAAUACUUGGCAGAAUUGCUCUUUCAGAACGUAAAUAUUCACUUACACGUUUUCCUGGAGAUAAUUUGAAUAAGGAUAUAUAUAUAUAUAUAUAUAUAUCUAUUAUUAUAAGAAAUAUCGGAGACUCAUAAAAAACAAGGUACAUGGUAACAAUCCCGUUAAAAGCUAUAAUGUUAGUGACCAUGAAAGUUUAAAACAAUAUAUGUGUAUAUAUCUAAAUCAUAUAACGUAUUUACAGUUAAUAUUUUGAUAGGAUCAUAAUGUUAUAACGUUACAGUUCCAUUCUGUUUCUCUGUAAUUCUAAUAUCAAUCAAUGAAAUAAGUACCUACUGGUGUGUCGUAUUAUGUGUGCUCGAUUUUAUAAGUAGUUCUUAUUAAGGUCUUUAUUAGAACAUGUGAUAAAUUCAUGACAAAACUUUCGUAUUAGAAUAAAAUACAUUUGCCCAAUGAAAAACGAUAUACCUAUUCUAAUUUAUUUAUUUAUUUAUUUAUCUUUAACAAAGUUUGUUUCCAGGAUUGUCGGUUAUUGUUUAUGUGUAUUUAAUUUCGCUUUGUAAAAUAUGGAGUCAGUUACGUGAGAUAGUACCAUUAUUCAAUCAAACUAGCUAGGUACAUAUUUUGAAUGUUUUGGCGAUUCUUUAUCAAUAAUUUGGCAAAAAACCGAAACAUUUUCGCAUUAUCAGUCUGGUAGUAGAACAGGGUUUAUGCUUAAAUUUCAAUGGUUUGAGGUUUUUACCAAAUUCUCAUUGUGUUACAAGAAUUUGGUGUAUCCAAUUAAUAUAAAACAUAUGUGUCGGGAUAGGUCAAUUGUCACUGUUGCAUUGAGCUAAAUUUCUUUGUCCGCUGGCGCCUCUAGCUUCGUGAUAUAUCUGUAUGAUCAAUGAUUGUGAUGUGUUAUCGUUUUUAAUGUUUUAUGUUAAUAUUAACUGCAUAACGCUACGUGCUGUAAAUUAUCGCAGCCAGGUAAAUGCGAAGUUAAAAACAAAUUACAGCAUUGCAAAAAUAAAUGGCUUAAUAAAUUCCGCGGUCACUUGCAUUAACGUGGUAUAAUGAAUUUUUAAUAGUUACUAAUUGAAUAAUGGAUUGUCAGAGAUACUGACCACGCCUGUUUAACUUUGCACUUUAUCAGGUACCUACUAAGUAUUCAAACUAAUAUUGCAAAAACUAAGUACGUUUUUGUAACUACUCUUGAAAAGUUUGGAAGUAUUACAUUAAAAUGGUUGGUAUUAGAAAAUGACACAAGAAAAAGAAAUAACCAACUCUAUGACAAAUUUUAGUCUUCUGAGGGCGAAACUACUUUAUAAACCGUAUUUCGUUUUAUAAAGUAGUUUCGCCAUAAAUUACCAUAAAUUGCACGCAUUAGAAUAAUAUUGCGAUGUAAAGUAAUUAUGGAUUUUCAACCAUUUAUUUUUGAGUUAAUUACUUUUCAAAUAAUGAAUGUAGAAUGUUCGGAUCUUUUUUUUACUCUUUGACAUUUUUGGUCUAGUGUAGUGUAGUGUAGUAGAUACAAGUGUUGUCCGUUUAUUAGGCCUUAUGCUUAUUAACGUUACGUGAAUCAUCCAAUAGCUUCUAUUCAAAAGACUGAAGAUUUGGACCCGACCAAAAGUCAUGGUCGAUUGUUCACGUUCGGCCCUAUAUAAAGGGCUCAGGUAUGCUGGGCGUACUCCACAAGGUGCAAGGUUGCCCUCCUUAUGUUAUUCUGCCGCGCUCGAGUAAAUCCGAAAUACACCACUUGGGCAGUGUACAGUACAGUGACUACAAACCUUUUAGAUAUGUGCGCCACGCGAUAACUAAUUCAAAUUUGUCUUGUUUCUUCAAAGUGUUUCGUUUCUACUGUCAAGUUGAAAACUUAAACCGAUGAGUCAUCGUAGUUCAACUGUAUGCUCACGUGCAGCUUACUUGGGCUUUCUGUUUUUAGUGAAAUGGCCCAAUGAACCACCGCUCUACUAGCUCACAGAAGCCUUUAGCCAAACAACACUCUGUUAUGUUGUGUUUUUAAAGUGAGUAAUUCUGCCAAAGCUACACACAUAGGGGAGAGUGGGGACAUUGCGGACACCUAAGAGAAACCUUAAAUAAAAGAUGAAGUAUAAUUUCAAAUGAAUCUUUCUUUAUUAAUUUUAUUAAACUUUGGUCUUUACCUUAUGAAAUUAACAGAUAUAAAUAUUAAAAACUAAUCAACUUCAAUAUUCUUUUAUCAAAAACAAAACCCUUGCUGUCCAUAUUUACCAGGUAGGCUUCGGGUAAAUACGGACAACAUGUGGGGUAAUUACGAAUGGCACUGUUAUUGCAGAUGCGGCAUUAAAAAAGUUUGAAACGCAACAAUAAUACAAAAAAAUAAUGAACUAUCAUUAUUUGUUGCUACAGAAAUCGCAAAUAUAGCCUCGGCUUGUACUCCCACCUGUGCAAUUGUCAUGUGCCCAUUUCUAGUCCGACACGAUACGAGCGUAUUUUCCCCAUUACAACAGUCCGUAAUAAACCUAACUGGAUGUCAAUAUUUUGCUGCAAAAUUUUUUAGGUUAGGUAAUAAUAGUGAUAGUUUAUUAUUCCACAUUUUCCGAGGUGAUUUACAGUAUUAAUACAUAUCUUAUACAGUUUUUAAGUUAAAUAAUUAUUAUAACAUUGACACGCAACUACAAACGAACAAAAAUUACAAGAAACCACUUCAAAAUAAAGAAUUAAUUUUACCUUGAGAAGCGCGCGGCCUUCCGGGUUGACAUCAAUCCGGGCACUAAAGAUGGCCAACCCAACUUUGUUAUGUGAGUGGCGGGGCGCGGGGUUGACUAGAGCAGCCACUACAACAGUGUCCGCAUUUACCCGAUGUCCGUAAUUACCCCACUCUCCCCUACAUGUCAAUAGUGAUGGCGGCUGGUGCAACGUUUAUGAGUCUUGCCUCAGUUUAUUAACAUUUGGAUUCAACAUCGUGUGGAAAGCAGUAGUUUAUUCGGUUUAUGUCAUCUACAAAGAAAAAUCCCUGUUACAGUGCAUGCACGCACGUAGUUUGACACAGUAUUCCAAAUAUGUGUUCAAGAGAAACAUAUGAGUAUAUUACUGUUUUCGUUAUCAUGUUGACAUCACCGCCUUUUUGCCACAAACUGUACAUAUCCCGUUGAACUAGCUAUUUCAUCUGCGUAGAUCUGUAACAUAAAACACUAAAAUGAAAUUACUCAGAAUCAUAUAAAAUACAAAUUACAUUUUGUCAAUCAUCCAGUUACGAACAUGUAAAAUCAAUACGAACUUCGCAUGAAAACGGCAUAAUUGGCGGCAAAAGUGCCGGGUAUUCUAGUAGCUCUCAUAUAAAGAUAUUGCGACUCAAAAGGUCGUUGUAUAUUGUAUGUGUCUAAUUUUUCUAUCCUUCACAUUUUUCUUUUCCGAGAAAACAUUCGUGUGCCAUAUUUUCUUGGUUCUGAGAAAUUUCAGGGUGGCGUGGCGCCACGUCUAAUUUGGAAAUCGUUUUAGGUCUUGAAUUCUUGUAGCGACGGCUUAUAUAGUUGUUUGAACACAGAUAAUCGUCACAGAAGUUUUAUAUUAUAUACAGUUUUUGAUGUGUAACAUCAUUCCUCUCGCUUUCCUGCAAUUUGUGGGAGUGAUUUUGUGAAAUGGGACGGAAGUGUGUAACAGGAAGUCGCGAAAGCACGCGCUAUUUGAUAUGAUUUUAGAACAUAAUGUUCAAAUGGCUUAUUACUUUUGUAGCAGGUUUCAUUUCUUAUUUUACUAAUAUAAGGUGAGGUUUCAAAUGUUACACAUCAUACGCGACUACUGUAAGGCUCGCUCGUUUUUUUUUCAUGUUUGUAACGCUCCAUAUUCAAAAAUAUAUUAUACGAUAUUGGCUGAUCAGCUUUUUAGUUUAGAUAUAGUUCUCAUGGACAUAUUUUUUACCAGGAUUUGGUUAUUUAAUUUAAUAGUUACGGGAUUAGGUACUUAAUAUCAAUAAGCAUAUUUGUUAGUUGUUUAGUAAAUAUACUAUGUUGAUAUUUAUAUCAUUUAUUUUUAAGUAAUAUCAAAUAUAGUUUUGCAUUCCACCACCAAUUCCUCUCCACAUGACACCUCCUUACCUGAGGGCCAUUCGCCUAACGGAAAUGCUUUGGAAAACGAUAACCCUUUCGAUUUUAUUUUGUUAUUUCUGAUCGCCGAAGGUUUUCAAAUACCUCACGCUCAUUUUUUUAAAUAUUUUUAUUACCAAUGCAAAAGAAAAAAAAGAGCGCGAGGCAUUUGGAAACCUCAGGCGGCUAGAAAUAACAAAAUGAAAUCGUAAGCGUUAGCGUUUUCCAAAUACAUUUCCGUUAUUCGAAUGGCCCCCUGGUAGAGAAUGCCCCUACAGUACUGCAUCAAGUCCGUCAUUGUAAUAGCGCGACUAUGUAUCGAAGGCACUUUGUAAAUGACUUAAAACGUGCUUUAUGUUAAAACUACUUUUAAGAAAAAAUAUAUUUAAAGUAUUGUCAUGAAUUAAACAAUUUUUUUUUAAAUAUAACUCUCUAGGCUUGAGUUUGUUACACUAAUAUGUGCUGAAUUUAUAAUACGUAUGGUGUAAGUACCUACGUAAUCGAUUUAUAAGCAACUACGUUAUUUAUAUUACUUCCAUGAAUCAAUUCGUAAAAACUAAUGGACUAAUAGUGUUGUUAAUAUAAUCAGAUUUCAACUUGCGAAUUGUAUCUACCCAAUAUGGAUUUAUGUUAGCGGCACACUGGGAGUGGCGCGGCGAAGAUACUGAGAAGUUAACAAUUUGAGUUUAACCCUAAUUCCUAUAGGUAUCAUAAGUUUAAAAAUUUCAUGACAAACAUGGAACAUUAUACAAGCGGCGCACAGCGCUGCGAAAGGGCCAGAAGAGCUGGUGCGCGACCACUUACUCCGCUCGGUGGCUCUAGGCCGCGUUCAAAGUCGCCACGCGCCGCUCUGUGACUCUUGGCCGCGUUCAAAGUCGUCACGCGUAUUAUCUUUGCCGCGCCUUUCCCGGUGUACGCUGCGCUUUACAAGAUACCUCCUUUAAAUAAUCACACCACACUGUAAGGUAAAAUCAAUUUAUGUAAAAUGCGUAGGUUUUUCUGAAAAAUAGCGGAGUAAGUACUUACACUACCUGUACACAUCACAGUAAAUAUAUACUUUCAUAAUUAAUUUAGUUGUAACUCUUGUUUUAUUUAUUUAUUUAUGAAAACACAUCGCUAAUUGAUUUGUAUGAAAAUCAACUAAAGGUGAGACCGUGUUGUUCUGUGGGUGUAACAUAUCAGUUGCUAGUUAUGUUUUAAAAGGAUGUAAAUGAUAUUAUGUAUAUUUAGCACUAAGAACUCUAAAUGCGUCCAUACGAAACAUUCCACUAGGCUAGGUAUACAAUGACUAGGGUUAGGUUUAUAUACUUAUAGUAAUGUGUUAACGUUUUUAUGUAAAUAAUAUAGUUUAACCCAAUAAUAUUAAGCGUAUAUAUAUAUAUAUAUAUUAGCACAUAUUUAUCAUUCAUUUAACCGUUUUAUUGUAGGUUAUUUACCCCACCAUGUAAAUUGUAUAUUUAUAAUGACCGUAGGAUAUAGGGUAGGGUCAAGUGGGGAUAGUGACUGCGCCUCUUCUUACACUAGCCCCCACUUGAACCUAUAUUUUUUUAAUUAUAUACAGGGUUACAGGGAAAGUCGUACUGAAUAUUAAAGAACGUUAUUAUUCAGGUCAUUUCUGAUGGAUUUGGUCCUAUAAUAUGGUGUCCGAAACUUAACCGUUAUGGAGAUAUUGGAUAUUAAAGAUUUUUUAAAAAAUCCUAUAUUGACCAUUAUGCUACCACGGCCCUUUUCGCCGCGUAGAAAUUUUCCUAGCCUUAAGCUGCAAGGCAGCGCCAUCUCUUCGCAUUGUAGGUAAUCCACAAUGUCAAAUGAAUACCUUUUCAAGUAUUAAACAUUUGAAAGAAGAAAUAGCAAUUAUAGUUAUGAUUUUAUUUAUUUUUUAAGCAUUUAACUGCUAGAUGUUUAAAUCUAAAGAAAAGUUUACUAGAAAAAAUAUAUAUAGUAAUUAUUGGUCACCCAUCCAAUGACCGACCACUGCGAAAGUUGCUUAAGUUCAACGAUCGCAGCCGAACGCGCUAACCACUUGCGCCAUCGAGCUGCUCAAAAUUAUGAUUCAUGUUCAACAUGGCCGCCGCUAAUUCUAAUACAAUAUACUCUCAAUCUUUUUCUUAAAUUACUUUUUACUACAGAAGUUUUUAAGUUCCGCCUCAUAUCCUCAGCCGCACCAAUAAAUCCUUUGUCGCAAAAUAUCGAUAUUUGCGAUCGGCGUCAUCUGGUCGUAUACAAGGCUUUUCAUAUGACCCCACACAUAAUAAUGAAAAGCCUUGUAGACGACCAGAUGAUGCGAUCGUUGAACUUAAGCAACUUUCGCAGUGGUCGGUCAUUGGAUGGGUGACCAAAAAUUACUAUCUCGAGCUCCUCCGUGCUUCGGAAGGCACGUUAAGCCGUUGGUCCCGGCCGCAUCUGCAGUCGUUAGCACCCACCAAUCCGCACUGGGCCCGCGUGGUGGGUCAUGGCCCAAUCUCCCUAUUCCAUCAAUAGGGAAGGCCUGUGCCUCAGCAGUGGGGACAUUAAUAGGCUGGUGAUGAUGAUGAUGAUGCUUUUCUGGUUUUAUUUAUGUAUUUUUGCUAUUUUUACCUCUAACUAAAAAUGUACCCUCUGCUACCAUAACUGUUAUUUGGUCAAUGUUUGCCAAUUUAAUAGCAAGUGUUAUACCUUUUUGAAUAGCUAAAGAGACGUCGAAGUUUUUAAAAUUAUUUGCAGAAUAAGUUCCAUACAUGUUUUUUUUAGGAAAGCGCUUCAAAGUUAACAACACUUGGUGAAAAUUCUUUAGUUACAACCGUUGUCGAGCAGUUUUUUUAAGCCGUUAGAAGUAAGUUCAGUUUUUAUUCAUUAUUUUUAUUGCUUGACAUGUCUUCUAACUAGAUUCAUUAAAAAAUCGGACCUUUGGAGCUCUAAUUUCAAAAAAAUCGACAGUAACCCAAAAUAUAUAGGAUUUAAAAAAAAAAACUUUAAUAUCCAAUAUCUCCAUAACGGUUAAGUUUUGAACACCAUAUUAUAGGACCAAAUCCAUCAGAAAUGACCUGAAUAAUAACGUCCUUCAAUAUUCAGUACGACUUUCCCUGUAACCCUGAAUAGCAGGUAUAUCAUGAACGCUUUGCUCGAUUUAAUUACGAUUUUUAAAGAGAGAUGACGCUAUACGAUGAGUCGAAUGGCAUCUCUUUUUGACAUUUACGCUAAGGAUUUAGGAUAUCGCUCCUAAUUAAAAAGUUAUGUACAUAUAGUAUUUUGUAAAAUCGGCUACGGCAGUUAAUGCCGACAAUAUUCAUCCACUCUUGCGAAAUGAUUUUUUUAAACGACUCAAUAAGGAAGUGAUUCGGCCGGUACGUUUUUUUAUGUAUGAACGUACAUCAAUUACGCCGAGAUUAUUGAUCCAAAUUUACGUAAUUAUUUUUAAACAAAAAUAUAAAAAUCGGACGGUUCCUAGUAUGAUUUGGAAGUCAGGCGGAGUCAAGAGAUUGAAAACCUAUUAGAAAUGAAAAUCUAUUACAUGUUUCAAUAUCGGCCCCGCCCGAUUUCCAAAUUGUACUACGACCCGCCCGAUGUCCUGUGAACCAGAUUUUUUUUUACCUUUUAGUUCCUUUUUCGAUUUUAGUCGCUUUUAUUUUUUGUUUAAAAAUGCAGUUUAAGAAAUUGGGUGUUAAAAAUUCAAAAUUGAUGAUCACAUGAUAGACACCUAGGCAAGGAAACGAUUAAAUCUUACCCAAAAAAGUUCUCGGAUUCAAUAUCCGGUGCAUGAUUGAUGAAAUAGUGAAAUAUUUCAUUUCUAUUUAUUUGUCAAUUAGCAAUUAUUCUUUUUAACACGUAAAUAUUGUUAAAGUAAUAAAAUAAGACAAUAUGGUAAGUAAUCUCAUAAAAUUUAUUUUACGUUGUUAUUAGGUACCUAGUUUAAUUAACAAUAUAAAAAGUCAGACUUAUUACUUAAAUGGUAUAUAACUCUCGUGGCAAUAUUGUACUUAAUAAAAAUGUAUAAGACUCUUUUUAUAUUUUGAGUCAAUAUAGAUAAGUUUUGUUAUAAGUAAAAUAUGUGUUUUUAAGGUAUUUGUAUAUUAGUUAAGAAGGCUCUUUUAAUCUUCGAGUCAUUAUAGAAUAAUUUGUUAUAAGUCAAUUGUUGUUUCUAAGAUUAUGAAGCCCUUAGGUAAUCCGUCCAGAUAAUUCUAAGAUAUGCGAUAAGCAUUAAACUUAAUAUGUGUUUGAUUAAAAUGACAUCAGUUUAUUUUCAUUAUUUUUUAAAAGUAUGAUAUGACUGUUAAUGUCCUGAAACGCGUCUGUAUAACACAUAAGUAUUUCGUUGUUUUAUGCCUCUCCCAUACUUGCGAGACGAAGUUUUGGUACUUAAUGUACUGAAAUAAGCGUUUGAAAUAGUUCUAUCGUAAGUACACUCCUUGAGCUGCACUAUAAGCACAAUACAAAUUAAAGGACUCCCACAAUCUCAUUGUGGGUGUCAAAAAUUGCCAGUCACGGUAUCGUCUAGAUCUUUCGUUGCGCAGUUCGAUAAUUCGUUAAGGUAGAACUAAUUCAAAUAGCGCAUUUUAGUAUCAAAGGUUCAUCGUGUAGGUGUGGGUUAAGGAUUAUAAAAUAUUAUCUAGCAAUACUAGAUCAAAUAUGGCAUACAUUGCGAUAUUUCUAGCGAGCUUUUUGUUUAUUCAAAUCUGUAACUCAUCUGAACAACUCGUUGUGAUGUCAUUUUUUCAUGCACCUCUUUGAUAGUUUUAGUAGUAGGUACGUUAUUUUAUGUAAUAAAAAUUUAGUUAAAACAUAUAUCGUUUACUUUGUG